AUGAUCAUGAAGAUAUCUAUGGCCAUGUGCAAACAGCCAUUGCCUCCUUCGCCAGCGUUAGACUUCCCUCCGGCGAGAUUUGGCCCCAACAUGCUAACUCUAAACCCAUACGGUCCAAAGGACAAAGUCGUAGUCAUCAUGGGUGCUACCGGAACAGGCAAGUCACGACUCUCCGUCGAUCUAGCCACACGCUUUCCCGCGGAGAUCAUAAACUCAGACAAGAUCCAAGUCCACCAAGGUCUCGACAUUGUCACCAACAAGAUUACAUCCGAGGAGAGCUGCGGUGUGCCCCACCAUCUCCUCGGCAUCUUGCCGCCUGAAGCCGACUUGACGGCCGCAAAUUUCCGCCACAUGGCGAAUCUCUCAGUUGAGUCCGUUCUUAACCGUGGAAAGCUUCCAAUCAUUGUUGGAGGUUCAAACUCUUACGUGGAGGCUCUAAUCGACGACGAAGACUACAAAUUCAGAUCAAGAUACGACUGCUGUUUCCUAUGGGUCGACGUGGCGCUUCCAGUUUUGCACGGAUUUGUUUCAGAGAGGGUUGAUAAGAUGGUGGAUAAUGGCAUGGUUGAGGAAGUUAGAGAUUUUUUCGACUUUUCGGAUUCUGAUUACUCGACAGGGAUCAAGAAAGCAAUCGGAGUUCCGGAGUUUGAUCGAUUUUUCAGGAAUGAACCAUUCUUAAGCGCGGGAGAGAGAGAAGCGCUGUUGAGUAAAGUGGUUGAAGAAGUAAAGAGGAACACUUUCGGGUUAGCUUGUAGGCAGAGGGAGAAGAUCGAACGUUUGAGAAAGGUGAAGAAAUGGUGCAUUCAGAGAUUGGAUGCGACUCCUGUUUUCACAAAGCGGAGGUCGAGGGUGGAUGCUGACGUGGCGUGGGAGAGACUUGUGGCUGGACCAAGCACUGAUGUUGUCUCUAGGUUUCUGUUGGACAUUGCUAGCCGUCGACCGCUGGCGGAAGCGUCAACCGCGGCUGUAGCAAUUGCGGCGGCCAGGGAACGCGAGAUGUUACGGUGUCUAGUGGCGUGA
This is a messenger RNA of Microthlaspi erraticum, 1020 nucleotides long. The record is from the annotation of a GenBank genome assembly. Lineage: Eukaryota; Viridiplantae; Streptophyta; Magnoliopsida; Brassicales; Brassicaceae.